Zootoca vivipara (common lizard) is the source of this 10268-nucleotide messenger RNA. RefSeq names its product serine/threonine kinase 40 (gene STK40). Gene Ontology annotation, biological process: protein phosphorylation. NCBI's taxonomy places the organism in Eukaryota, Metazoa, Chordata, Lepidosauria, Squamata, Lacertidae. Gene Ontology annotation, molecular function: protein kinase activity; ATP binding. The record is from RefSeq and is a predicted model, not a curated record.
CCCCCUGCCUGCCCACCUACCCCCACCGCGGUGCGCGCGAAACCCUCUCUUUCCCGGGGCGGGGGUGAAGAAGGGUAGGUAAGGUUGGAGUGGAGUCUGCUGGCAGAGGGCAUGGCUGGCUGGCUGACCAGCUGGUGUCCUGAGCAGGAGCCCUUCCCGCAGCCUCUCCUCCUCCUCCCCUACGGCAGCAGCUUUCGCUCUUAUGAAUGGCUCAGCCGCGGCAGCCCAGUAGGGAAUGGAAUGGAGUCUCCUGGCAGAGGGUCUGGCUGACAAAUCGGCGUCCUGUAGAUGAGCCCUCCCCGUCCUCCCGCGGCGGGAGCUUCGCCUCUCGUUCAAGGGCCAGCCACAGCAGCCCAGCCCUCUACGUACUCCUUGGACUCCCGUUGCAGUUGGCGCACAGGCUUUCUUGGGAGUAAGCUUCACUGAGCUCCACGGGGUGGCCUUCCCAGGAAGGCUGCUUAGGGCACGUAGGACUGCAGGCGGCGCGGAGCCGAGGGGGUUAGUAGACCUGGCAUACGGUGUUUAGGGCGGCGGAGAGAGGGACGGGGAAUCGGGGAGGGGGGACCAACGUGCCCCUUUGCAAGCUUUUUGGUCGGUAAGCCACCACGCCCCUCCUUCCCCAUCUCCGGCCUCUCACUGGGAUACGGGUUUGCGGAGACAACCCCCUGAACACCUCCGUGGCGGAAAUCAAUCGCUCAUCACCGGCAUGGAGGUCCCCCCCCCCCGCCGCCGCCGCCGCCGCCACAAGAAGAAACGCUUGAAGACUCUCCCUCUGUUCCUUGCAGGGCGAGGACAGAAUUGCUUUGGCCAUGGCUGCUUCUCUCCCUCACCCUCAGGUUUGCCCUCGUCUGCAGUCUGGCCUACUCCUCCCUUUCAGAAACCGGCCCCCUGCUCACUGAUGUUGCCCCUCUACUUUGAUCCUUUCAUCUUGUUCUCUUGCAUCUCUCUUCAUACACACCCUGCUGGCUGCUUUGGUCUCAUGUCCAUUUAAUGCUGUUGCAAUCAGAAAAAUGGGGGGGGCGUUCAAGCCCUCUUUUCUCUCUUUCCCUGCCUGCCCCCAGCUGAGACUCCCUCCACUCCCUUGCUUUGUUUCCGGCAUGUGCGCUGCUUCAGCUUCUCUACCUGGCCCCUUGUAGGGCUGCUGCAGCAUGCCAUAAUUUCCCACACUGCCAUCCCUUCCUGCUCUAGAGAUCUGUGCUUGGCUUUGCUGGUUUCUCUGGAUGGGGAUGAUAGAUCAAGGAAAGGCUGCAACCCAUGAGGGCUUUCCUGUGGUGGUGCUGAGUGCUGGGCAGGAAGGAAGGACUCUUGGCCCAGGAGUGGCUGGCAGCCCACAUGCAGUCAAAAGAGCACUUUUUCAGGGGGUUGAAGUAGGGAUGAAAAUAAUCCUUGUUCGGGAAUGACAGGUGGGCUCCUUUGCAGAGUGAAGAGAAAUAUGAGGGCUCAGGCAGCCUUCACCCUGCAAAACAGGCAACUUGUUUUGUGUAUAAAAGUUCUAUCAGGAGAAUUUGCUUUUUGCCCCCUGAGAAAGCGUGGUACCACAGAUCAGGAUAGUCUUUGUGGUACCCUCUGGAUGCUAUUGGAUUACAGCUCCCAUCAGCCCCACUCAAUGUGGUCAGCGUUCAGGGACGACUAUCGUUGGAUCUGGCGGGAACCUGGCUAUGCCCACCUCUGCCAUUGCAAACCAUUAUCUCUGCUUAUUAGUGAGCAUGGCUACAGUGCUAUAGAGUUUUUGAAGCACUUCACCAUCAUUAUCUAAACAUGAUUAGCUACAGCUACUAUCUCAAUGUGGCUUAUGUGGGAGCUGAGUAUGAAGGAAAAAAAGAUUGGCAGUGGCCAUUGUAGGAGAUGAGAUAUUGGGGGGGGGCUUCCACUAUACUUGCUCCUCUCAAAUGAGAAUAAUGGCACUUGUGUUCCAUGAUGCAGAAAAAGAUGGUGCAGCGCUUUGGCACCUUAACAGCUCCUUGCUUUCUGCUGUGGCUCCACUUGACAGCUGUGGGGGAAGUUCACAGGUCUGCCGCUGGCUAAAAUGUUGAGGUGGGACAAAGUUUUCCCAGUCCUCUGACUCUGGUGUCAUCAGUAGCUGGAGCAGGGGUGUAACCCUCACCUCUGCUCUGUCUCUGUCUCCAGAAGUCUAUGUAAGCAAGUUCCCUUAAUGAGAGAAAGCUAUAGGAAUUCUACUAGCAGCUACUCGAAUAAGAUUUUUUGGGGGAAUAUAUGGCAAUUUGAUGCUCAUGUCCAAGAACUUGAGAUAUCUUUGACCUAGGACUUGAAAAAGCUUUCCAGCCCCAGAGGGUCACUGUGUAGCUUUUUCACAGGUCUUCAGCAUGUGGAGAACUAUGUCUUCUUAGGUCUUCUGAUCUCUCUCUUUCUCUCCUUGUAACAUUUGUUUUUAAUUGCAAAUAUACAUAUUGAGCACAAAUAGAGUAAGCCUUUCUCCUCUGUAGGCAUACUUUGCCUCCGAUUCCAUUGUGUGAUUUUGGACAAGCUUGCCUUAUAGAACAGGCCCAGAGUUCAGAGCUUGCUCUCAUUGUGAGGACCACACACUCUUCCCUUUUCAACCUGAAGCUUCUCUGAGCUGCUUCUCUGCUCAGUUCUUCCUUUUUCUUGUCACGUUGAUAAUGCUGCAACUUAAGGUGUGGUUUUAUAGUAAGGUGCAAUCCACCACUUCAGAUGGAGAGAAAGGUUGAGAGACUAGGCUUCAUUUUACAGUCCUCUUUGCAGGUAGUAGCACGGUUGUGUCUGCUGGCUUGCAGACCCAGCCAUAGCAUUGUAGGAAAGUCAGGUACAGUGGUGCCUUGACUUACGAAUUUAAUCCGUUCCGAAGGCACCUUCGUAGUUUGAAAAAUUCGUAAGUCGAAAAGCGCCAUUGGAAACGCAAUUUCCCAUAGGAAUGCAUUGGAAACAGAACAAUUCGUAAGUCGAAGCAACCCCAUCUAAAAAUUCGUAAGUAAAAAAAAACCUAUCUAAAACCGCUGCAGUUUCCGUUUGGAUGUUGAGAAAUUCGUAAGCAUGCGGCCAUUUGCCCCAUUCGCAAGUCGAAAAAUUCGGUUGUCGAGUCAUUCGGAAGUCGAGGUACCACUGUAAUGAUACCCAUGGUGGUGAUCUGUAGAAAUCAUUGGCAUUCCGGUCACCAUACACAGAAUCUGUGUAGCUUAUAAAUCUUGACAACUUUUUUUUUAAAAAAACUCUCUGAUUUCUGAUAGCUUCUAUGACACUUGGAUAUGCUCUGUAAUUCUGAUGGGAAGCUGGGGGGCAGGCAGUGAGAGGAGCUGAUUUAUGGGCAUAAUGAAUACAUCUGAUAUCGUGUGCUUGAGGUCGUUACGGAGGAGUUAGUCAGGUAUAGAGCUAAAAUCUUAGCUGUCAGAGAUGAAAAACUUGGCUUCCUGUGUCUUCAUGUGCAUGAAUGAGAAUGAGAAAAUGAAAGGCAGGCCAUGUAAAUACAUCCUGUGGUUUGCUUCUGGUUAUGUGUUAGUUCACGGGCAGGCUGCAUAGCACUUAACCUGAUGUGCUUUUGUGGGGUCUAUGUGGCAUUCUGAGCGUUCUGGUCUUCCUUUUUAACAUGAUUCUAGCCCUGAUUGCAGCGCUACAUCCCAAAAGUAAAAAGCUGUAGAAGCAUUAUUGUUUAUUAAAUUUGUUAGUUGCUUUUUUUUUGCCACAGCAACUCAAAAUGACUUAGAACAUUUUAAGCAAAAAAACAAAAACACAGGUUAAAACCAGCAAAGAAAAAUCUCUACAUUAGCCCCACCCGUGCAAAAAGCCAUAGAUAAUUAGAAGCCAAAGGCCUGGAUAAAAAGGAAUGCUUUUGCCUGUCACAGGAAGAUUUGUAGUGAUGGCACCAGGCAACCCUUCUCUGUAAAAUACAAUCAAUCAGAGCCCAAAGUAACAGAGUCAAAGUGUGCGUUUGCACACAUGCACAUAUAUUUGAUUUUGAUCUCUAAAUCCAUAUAGCAAGAUAUUUUUCCAAGGCUGGUUCACAUUUGUCAUGGGUAUCAUUUUUCAAAUAAAUGCAGUGUUUUUGCCAAUGGCUGUUGGUCUUCUGAUCUGUUUAGAUAGAUGAAGCUGCUUUAUGCUGGCUCAUCAAGCCUACUACUGUCUAGUCUGAUGACAAGGAAUGUGGAGACCUCCAGAUGGUGUUGGGCUCAAGCUCGUAUCGGCCCCAGCUAGCACAGCCAGUAGUCCAGUAUGAUGGGGGUUAUAGUCCCACAAUAUCUGGAGGGCACCAUGUUGGUUGUUCCAUCUGGCAUGCAGCUCUGUGGUUUCUUUCCUUCCUACGGUAGCCUUCUAAUCGAAGGUGCUAACUAAAGAUUGAACCUGGGACUUGCAUGCAAAGCAUGGACUCUGGCAUUGAGCUGUGGUUCUCCCCCACGGACAUGACAAGCAUAGCUGGUGUACUUCUAUUUCAGUGCAUUAGCUCCACAGGGGGUCCAGGCCUUUUCUGUGUUGGCUCCGCUUGUGGAAUGCUCUCCCCAGGGAGGCUCACCUGGCACCAUGGUUUCAUAUCUUUAGGUGCCACCCAAAAACAUUCCUCUGUUAAUGAUCUAUGGCCUCUUAAAGUUGUGUGUGUUAAUAUAUUUUCUCCUUUGUUUUAAUUGUAUGCAUGUGAUUUUUGUUUUGUUUUGUUUUUGUAAAUCACUUUGAGUUUCUAGUAGCAAGAAAAAGGGACAAAUACAUUUUCUUAAUAAUAACAAUAAUUAUAGCUCCUCAAUGAGAAACUUUGGUGACUGAUAGCACAGAAACCUGUCCUUCUUGAAACAGGUGCCUGACCCAGGACGGGUGUGCACAGGUCAGUGGUUCUGUUUGGGCUGCAAUUAAUUUGCUCUAGGAGAGGCAGCAACCAGAUUAAUCAAUGCCUCCUGUGGUUCCCCACCCCCACCCCACAGACCACUUGAAAAGUGAUGCAGGUCUUGGCGGACCACGUGAUGUUUCUGCCUAUUGUAGUAAUUGUAAUAUGCUGUGCUAGACACUGGGUUUUUGGUUUUUUUGCAUUGCUUCUUUUACUUCUCAUAUUUGGGUUUUAUUGUAUUGCAAUUUGAAUUCAAAUUUUAAGAUAGUAAAACACAGCGUAAGAAAUAAGCAAUGCAAAUACGAUUAAAAACAAAUAAGAAUAUUGAAUGUGAUGGAUUGCCACUAUCCUGUUUUCAGCCACAAAUCCACAGGCGCACCUCAGACCACCUGACAGGGCUCAGAGAUCACUGGUGGUCCACAGACCACAUUUUGGGAACCCUUGAUGUAUCUGUUCUUCAGGAAUCCCCAAGUAGCAAAGCUAAGGAAAUCUAGGUGCACAAGUUGGGCCCGGAACAAUUUAACUUCACAUAACUUCAGACCCCCUUUUUUCCGGGCCUGGGGUCCUUUGUCAUGGACAAGCAGUUGUGUCCCCUCACUCGUGCUUGGAAAGGUCUGUUUGCUCCAUAUGCCUGGGUCUUCCACAUUGCUUUCUGCCUGUCAUCUGGCCCACAGAGACCACGUUUUUCUCUGAGGAUUGGUUUUUCAGUGAGUUUCUCCUCUAAAGUUCCACAUGAGGCUACAGAGCGGAAAGGAAACGUUUCCUGGCCCCAUCCUUCAACCAAGAGGCCAAGGGCUGUUUGGGGGGUUGUGCUUGCUGUUGGAAUCUUUUGUAAGUCAUCUUGAGACGAAUUCAAUCGAAAGGCAAGUUAUAAAUAAAACAACAAGGGACUUCUGAAAAGAAGGCCUUCCCUCCCUUUCAAACUCUUAUUGGUUGAAGUGCCCAUUUAAAACUGGCUUCUGGCUCAGGGGCUGAAGGUUUUGGAAGAGUGCAGCUGUUAGGUAUCAUGACCAGGCUGGCUUACUAUUCUCGAGUGCCAUGGCCUUCCUCCACUCGCCCCAAUCUCCUUAUCCGUAUGACCAAAUGUGGGCAAGCUUUGUGGCUUGCUCUGAGCUAAACUUGCCAAACCCACAUAGCUGGCAUACCUUCGGCUAGUGAACGGCGCUAAAAUAAGUUUGACCAGCAAACGGCCCACUGGGUUGCUGAUGUCCCAAGGAAAACAGAGUUUUUGCCUUUGAACAACAACUGGGGCAUGCGUAAAUAUUAUUUUGGGGAGACAUUCUGCAAAUUUUCUGGAAAAAAUACAUUUAUUUCUCCCCCUCCCAGCUGCUCUAAAUCUAUGGAAAUCUGAUUUAGCAUGUUUGUUUGCCUAAUACUGCAAUUCUAACAAUGUCUGCUGGGGCUUACUCCCAGAACUCAGAAUGAACCAGCGAGUGUCUGACAGAGGGGGCGGGGAAACGUCCACCAAGGCUUUCUGCCCAGGAAUUUCCAGCAGCAACACCAAGCGGGCAGGACCUUUCAUUCUCGGGCCUCGCUUGGGCAACUCCCCAGUGCCGAGCAUCGUCCAGUGUUUGGCAAGGAAGGAUGGGACAGAUGACUUUUACCAGCUCAAGAUCCUCACCUUGGAGGACAGGAAUGACAAAGGCACGGAAACCCAGGAGGAGCGCCAGGGAAAGAUGCUGCUCCACACAGAGUACUCGCUUCUCUCCCUCCUGCACAACCAGGACGGGGUGGUCCACCACCACGGCCUUUUCCAGGACCGAGCCUGUGAGCAUGUGGAAGACCUGGAAUCCAACCGGAUGGUGCGUAAGAUGAAGAAGCGCAUCUGUCUGGUGCUGGACUGCCUCUGCGCCCAUGACUUCAGCGACAAGACAGCCGACCUCAUCAACCUGCAGCACUAUGUCAUCAAGGAGAAGCGCCUCAGCGAACGGGAGACCGUCGUGAUUUUCUACGACGUUGUGCGGGUAGUGGAAGCCUUGCACAAGAAGAACAUUGUGCACAGAGACUUGAAGUUGGGGAACAUGGUACUGAACAAAAGGACCCACCGAAUCACCAUCACAAACUUCUGCCUGGGGAAGCACUUGGUGAGUGAAGAUGACCUCCUGAAGGACCAGCGUGGGAGCCCCGCCUACAUCAGCCCUGACGUCCUCAGUGGCCGGCCGUAUCGUGGGAAGCCCAGCGACAUGUGGGCCCUGGGCGUGGUCCUCUUCACCAUGCUGUACGGGCAGUUCCCCUUCUACGACAGCAUCCCCCAGGAGCUCUUCCGCAAGAUCAAGGCUGCUGAAUACACCAUCCCCGAAGAUGGGCGGGUGUCGGAAAACACUGUGUGCUUGAUCCGAAAGCUGCUCGUCUUGGACCCUCAGCAGCGUCUGACAGCCUCCGAGGUGCUCGACUCCCUCAGUUCCAUCAUUGCUUCCUGGCAGUCCAUGUCCCUGCUGAGCGGGCCCUUGCAAGUGGUGCCUGACAUAGAUGACCAGGUGGCCAAUCCAGAAAGCGCACACGAGGCGAAGGUGACGGAAGAGUGUUCGCAGUACGAGUUUGAGAACUACAUGAGGCAGCAGCUGCUGCUGGCCGAGGAGAAGAACACGCUCCACGAGGCUAAGAGCUUCCUCCAAAAGCGGCAGUUUGGGAACAUCCCUCCGGUGCGGCGCCUGGGCCACGACGCCCAGCCAAUGAACCCCUUGGACGCGGCCAUCCUUGCACAGCGCUACCUUCGGAAGUAGCUCCUCCCACCCCACCAUGGGUCUCUUGCCCCUGACGGGGCGUGCGACAGCGACAGCCAGGUCCCAGGAUCCCUCACAAUGUAGCAGUCUUCCCCUGUGUGCUGAGUGCUCAAUGGGCCUCACCUGCUGGGCUUUGCCCCCCAACCCUGGAGGGGGCAGCAAGGGAAAGACCCCAACUGUCUGGGGAAACGGCUGGCGGAUUUUAACUCCACACCUAGACAGCUAAUCUGCUUUUAAUCAUGACUCUGAAAUCUACCUCUCUGCCUCUUUUUAACCACACUGUUCUCUGGACUGAAAUGAGGAGCGGUUUUUUUUGGCAAAGUUUGCCCCCGCAGGCUUCUUUUCUGACGCAGACGUUGGACUGCUGCGGAGACCACGUGGGCCGUUCUUUGCUCUGUCUGGUUUGAAUAAGCUUAAUCAUUUCCCUCUCCUUUCUUCCCUCCCCCCUGGUGGGUUUCAUGAAAGUAACUAUUUCUUAAACCCCCUCCCCCAUACCCUUUGUUCUAUUUUUAAUUUAACACCUGGUUUGAAUAUAUUUUGUGUAAACGUUGGUUUCGGGCCCUCUGCGUGACCACAGGCUUAGCAAAUGGGUUGCCUCCACUACGAGCUUCUCUCCACGUGAGAAAGCCUCGCUCUGCAGAUUCUGACCUGGGGAAAGAGUUCCAAACCAGGGGCUGUUUAAAAAAAAAAUGUAGCUUUUCUGAGGGCCCAAUCCUCCCUUUCCCAAUCACUUUAAUUAUUUGGGGAUAUCCCGGGAGGGUUUUUGUUUUGUUCUGUUUUCCUUCCUUUUUAAAUGGUAGCUUUUGAAAGGUGCAGUAACGUUGCAUUAAUUCUGUUGACAUUUCUCCCUGCCUCCUCCUCACCCACACUGGUACGGCUGAAGGGAUAAAUCUGUGAAAAAUGUGAAAAGGGUUCGCUUGCUUCGUUUUUGUUUUGUCCCCCACCCCCACCCCCGGCUGUCUCAGGUUCAGAAAUGCCUGCUGGUCUCCACUCCUUUAUGUGCUCUUUGCUUUGUCUUGCCAUUGCCAUCUUGUCACAGGCAAUUCCCCCACCAUGGCAUUUAUUAUUAUUAUUAUUUGCGGGGUGGGUGGGCAGGAGUGUUCCCCUGAUGCUGUGCAAACAGCAGGUCUUGGUGGGACUGGGCUGGAUCAUUUCUGAGCCUCGUUUGUUGGAACUGGAUGCCUCUCUUGCCAGAUAAGCUCUUCUCAAGCAACCCUCCCCUAGGCUGUGCUGCCCCAUUUCCACUCCCUUCCCAUUUCCGGUCAGCCUUCAUCACCCUUUCGAAAAUUGUCUCAAAACGUGUCCCCUCUCCACCCACCCUGUUGAACCAUUGGGUGCCAGCAGAAGCAGGGUUGCAGUAUCCAGGAAGCAACACUGACCUGAGGGAAGUUGGCUCAAGACCUCUGCAGUCUGGCUGGAGUGGGGCUGUUGGAUGGCCCUGAGAUGAAUGAACAAAGUCCUCACCAGCCGAGGACAACGGCCUCCCUUAGUGUGAAUGGGCUUACAUGGUGCAAAGAGGAGGACUAGCGAAGGUUGUAGAUCCUGAAAUCGGACUUCAGCACAAGGAAUUCUUUUCUACUGACGAGAACUGCAAAAGAAUUCUGCAAAUCUUGUUUAAAAAAAGAAAGAAGAAGAAAACCAACCAAGUGUAAACUUCCUUGCAGAACCUCUGUGCCUGAUCUACAAUCCCCUCCCCUCCCCUCCGUGGGGCAGACUCUCCUUUGGUUGUUCUCUUGCUUUCUCAUCGUUGCUAAGUUGGGAAACAGGGAUGGAGUUAGGAAAACCCAGGAACAGUUUAUUUUGCUCUCUCGCUAGGGGUGGAUGGUAAGCAACCCCUCAAAGGUCACCAGCCCCCCAUGCACUCUGGCCAAGAUACACAGCAUAAACCUGUCUAUAAGGCAUUAGCUCUGUGGAUCAAGCCAAAACUGGAUCGGUGAACGCUAACAAGCUUAAUGGCAUCCCUUGCUUGGCCCAGAUGGGGGCAGUAAAUUUGGGCUCCCAUUUCACAGCCCCUUCUGUGGGCCAAACCUCUCCAGGUGAGCCAGUUUCUGUAGCCCCCUGGAUCUGGUGUUCCAGGGCCCAGCCUCCCUGGUAGCUUUUGGGACUGUUGCUUGCAACACCAUCAUAGCCCACAAGAUGGAGGAAUCCCUCAGUCUGGGGGUAAGAUAUUUUCCCCACUCCAAAAACUGAGUUGCCCAUCUUGUCAUCUGGAAGCACAUGCGAGGUGUCCUGCUUGAGCGGGGCCUGCACACCUCCAAAAUGAACUAUUCUGCUGAAGACAGACCCACUGAUUUCCCCUUAGCAGUUCCUCUCAGUCCCACCUACAGCUUUCUAUGGGGCUCUAGUCCCAGCUGACGUGUUUUCUUAGCAGUAUUGGAAGGUGGGGCACAGCCAGCAGAAAGUGUAGGAUGACAGGCAAGGUGUGGGCCAGCUUUCGCGAUACUUUCUAGUCCACUUCCCAAGCAGGAGGUUUCUGUGGACUUCUCCUCUGCCUGGAAUAUUUCCUGUGUCAGUAGCAAUAGAAAACCCCCUGGGCAGGGCCAGCUCUUCCUUCCCUUCUCAGAAUUCAGGCAGGGAAGCCUCUGCUCCCUCUGCUUCCUCUCUCUCUCUCUCCUCCCCUUCACCAGUACUGACCAUCUUCCCCAGCAGAGCUGGCUGUGUGUUUUGCAUUGGGACUCUCUCCAUCCUCAAAAAAACAUAGCAAUACUCGACAGGCUGUCAAGCUGUGUGCUCCGCCCAACUCUGGGCAUGGUGAUGAAAAG